CGAGACCAAACGGCCAUCGUAAGGCCUCAAACGCUACUAUAAAUAAUUUUUUUUAUAAACGACGAUAACUAAAAAAAAAGAAACCAAAUUUAAAAAUUUUCUGUGAACAUUAACAAGUGAAGUGUAAAAACGUUUUAAAUUAUGCCGAAUAAGAAAAAUAAAAACAAAAAGAAACAUAACCACCAUCAUCAUAAUAACCAACACCAGCAGAAACCUCAACAUUCCCAAAAUGGAAGUCAUGAAGACGAAGUGGAGGAACAGUUAAAAAAUCUAAAACUGGAUGAUAAGAAGCCAGAACAAGCCUAUCGAGUGGCUAUGUCAGAGAUCUAUGGCAGAUAUUUGGUAGCCAACAGAGAUAUCAAACCAGGGGAGGUGUUAAUAAGAGAGCCUGCAUUGGCCAUAGGACCUUGUGUCUCAGCAGAUCCGGUGUGUUUGGGAUGUUAUAUGCCGGUGUCAUUAAAAAUCACACAAUAUAGAUGUCCCUCCUGCCAUUGGCCCAUGUGUGGCCCCAAUUGCCGCGGCAAUAACCACCCAAAAGGUCAUACCUCUGCCGAAUGUGAUUUAUUCAAAAAAGAAAAUGCCGCUGCCCCCCUUACCCCCACAGCCUCUCCGGAGCAAGUGAAAAAUCUCUAUGAAUUAGUUUUAGUGGUACGCAUACUUUUGCUAAAGAAACUGCAUCCGGAGUUGUACGAACGCAUCAUGAUCAUGGAAUCCCAUUUGGAAAUGCGCAAAAAGAACUCCGAACUAUGGAGCCAUUAUGAAAGUAAUGUUGUGACAUAUUUACGCGAAAAAUGGCAUUUGGCCGAACAGUUCUCAACGGAAGAAAUCCAUACUGUCUGUGGCAUUUUGGAUGUCAAUUGUUUUGAAAUUGGUCAAAAUUUUGCCAAAGCUCGUACUUUAUAUCCCAGUGCUUUCCUAUUGGCUCACGAUUGUUGUCCCAAUACAGCGCACACAGAUGAUCCCGAGACUUAUGACAUUAUUUUAAGAACUUCCCGGAAUGUGCGCAAGGAUGAGACCAUUACACUGAGCUAUGCGUACACAUUGCAGGGCACUUUGAAACGCCGCGAGUUCAUGCAAGCUGGUAAAUUAUUUUGGUGCUGCUGCAAACGUUGCUCAGAUCCCUAUGAGUUGGGAACUGAUUGUAGUGCUAUUGUAUGUGCAAAAUGCAAGACGGGCUUGAUAAGGUCCAUUAAUCCAUUGGAGCAGGAAGGCGAAUGGAAAUGUGAUAAAUGUUCCUUUACUUUGACUUAUAAGGAGGUUGUUAAACUCUUGGAUAAGAUCAAUAAUGAUCUAGAGUCCAUAGAUCCCCAUGAUGUGCCAGGUUUAGAAAAUUUCAUAAAAAGAUAUUCCGGCAGUUUGGGACCCAAUCACUAUUUGCUGUUAUCCGCUAAAUAUUCUCUUUGCCAGUUAUAUGGCAAAAUUGAGGGCUAUCUGCUGCCCAAUUUGUCACUGGAGGAUCUUAAGAGAAAGCAGACAUAUUGCAGAGAUUUCCUAAAGGUGGUGGAUAUAUUGGAGCCCAAGUUGACCAGGUUAAGAGCCCUUAUCAUGUAUGAAUUGCAUGCCCCCUUGCUGGUGUUGGCCCAACAUUUAAUGAUGCAAAAGCUGAUUUCAUCUCGUGACUUUCAAAAGACCAUCAAAGAGGUCAUCUAUUUGCUGAAGGAAAGUUCCAUGAUUUUAAAAAUGGAGCCAGUGGGCUCCACCGAAUACCAAAUGGCCUUGGCGGCAGAGGAGGCACUGGAAAAAAUGGGAGGCUGAUGUUAGGAAAUCAGUGU
Messenger RNA from Stomoxys calcitrans (stable fly), 1772 nucleotides. It is a transcript of the gene SmydA-4, whose product is annotated as SET domain-containing protein SmydA-8. Gene Ontology annotation, molecular function: protein binding. NCBI's taxonomy places the organism in Eukaryota, Metazoa, Arthropoda, Insecta, Diptera, Muscidae. The record is from RefSeq and is a predicted model, not a curated record. Bases 142 to 1755 code for a protein of 537 amino acids. The transcript is spliced from 7 exons.